AACCUUUCUCUCUGUGUCCCCACAGUGCCAGAUGACCUCACCCCUGAGGAGCAGCAUGAGCUGGAAAACAUCCGCCGACGCAAGCAAGAGCUGCUGGAAGACAUUCAGCGUCUGAAGAAUGAGAUAGCAGAAGUGACCAGUGAGAUCGAGAACCUGGGUUCCACAGAGGAGAGGAAAAACAUGCAGAGGAACAAACAAGUGGCCAUGGGCCGAAAGAAAUUCAACAUGGACCCGAAAAAGGGGAUUAAGUUCCUGAUUGAGAACGACCUGCUUAAGCACACCAGCUCUGACAUCGCCCAGUUCCUGUACAAGGGGGAGGGGCUAAACAAGACCGCCAUCGGAGACUACCUUGGGGAGAGAGAUGAGUUCAACCUCCAGGUCCUCCAUGACUUUGUGGAGCUCCAUGAAUUCACUGACUUGAACCUAGUCCAGGCCCUGAGACAGUUCCUGUGGAGCUUCCGGCUGCCUGGCGAGGCCCAGAAGAUCGACCGCAUGAUGGAGGCUUUCGCCCAGAGAUACUGCCAGUGCAACCCUGGCGUCUUCCAGUCCACAGACACCUGUUACAUCCUGUCGUUUGCCAUCAUCAUGCUGAACACCAGCCUCCACAACCCCAACGUGAAGGACAAGCCGGCCGUGGAGCGUUUCAUCUCCAUGAACAGAGGAAUCAACGAUGGAGGAGACCUUCCAGAGGACCUGCUCAGGAACCUGUAUGACAGCAUCAAGAACGAGCCCUUCAAAAUCCCUGAGGACGACGGGAACGAUCUCACACACACCUUCUUUAACCCAGACCGGGAGGGCUGGCUGCUUAAACUGGGGGGACGCGUCAAGACCUGGAAGAGAAGAUGGUUCAUUCUCACGGACAACUGUCUGUAUUACUUUGAGUACACCACUGACAAAGAGCCCAGAGGGAUCAUUCCACUGGAGAACCUCAGCAUCCGAGAGGUUGAGGACAAGAAGCCUAACUGCUUUGAACUCUUCAUCCCAGAGAACAAGGACCAGGUGAUCAAGGCCUGUAAGACGGAGGCGGACGGCAGAGUGGUGGAGGGGAACCACACCUUCUACAGGAUCUCUGCUCCCACCACGGAGGAGAAGGAUGAGUGGAUGAACAGCAUCAAAGCUGCCAUCAGCAGGGAUCCCUUCUAUGAGAUGCUGGCCACCCGCAAGAAGAAGGUCUCCUCCAUGAAGAGACACUAGAGCUGCUCAGGACUCCUCCUCUUCCCCCCGUUGAGAGAGUUUGGACCCAUCCUGCUGAGACCCUGAGACUUGUGUUUUCAGGCCUGGGGAUGGGGUUGGGGCAGGAGCUGCAGACUGGGGGUUGGGGCAGGGGCUGCAGACUGGGUUUUGGGGCAGGGGCUGCAGACUGGGGUUGGGGCCUCUUGCCUCGGUCAGCAUUUCUCUGGGAUAGGCUCUAGCUUUGGGAUUCCACAGACCGACUAACAGGACAGGGUGCAUGCUGUCCUGCCUCCCCUCCUCCUCUUCCCCCUGCUCCUGUCUCUGUGGCUGAAUGCUCUCCGUCUCUCUCUAAACUCUUUGCUGUGUGUAUUUUGGGAGGAAGGGGUCUAUCGCUUUCUGGGUAAAAUGGAUCCCCUCCCUCAAAAAGACAUGUGCACACACACCCAUACUCUCACACACACUAAUGUCACACACACACUGAACACACACACACACACACACACACACACACACACACACACACACACACACACACACACACACACACACACACACACACCUCAUCUAAACUCAGCAGGUCUGAUGGAGUUGUUGUGGCAUCCCAACCAAAAUAUUCUUACUAGCUUUCAAAAGGAAAGGUGAGAUGCUUUUCUGUAUACGUUAAUAUGAUGGGCAACAUGUGUGUUUGUAGAGCUUACUACUGUAUAUAUUUCCCUCAGAAUCUUGAGCUUUUGGGUUUCAGUUUUAGUUUUUGAUAACGUUUUUAGAAAGACUGAGGGGGAAUGGGUUAUAUUGCCAACCGACGAUUUUUUUGAAACGAGAAUAAACUUUUUUGAAGUCUUUCUGUCAAA
Messenger RNA from Oncorhynchus keta (chum salmon), 2024 nucleotides. Its product is annotated as cytohesin-1. Bases 181 to 1194 code for a protein of 337 amino acids. The transcript is spliced from 12 exons. The record is from RefSeq and is a predicted model, not a curated record. Gene Ontology annotation, biological process: regulation of ARF protein signal transduction. NCBI's taxonomy places the organism in Eukaryota, Metazoa, Chordata, Actinopteri, Salmoniformes, Salmonidae. Gene Ontology annotation, molecular function: guanyl-nucleotide exchange factor activity.